UUUAAAAGAGCGUCUAUGAAAAGAUUUGGGAGGAUUCUUCCACCAUCGGGCAGCCUAAGUGGCCAGGCGUGGAGCUUGGGCGGAGGAGGAGGAGAGGCAGAGGGAGGAGCAGCAGGGGGUCAGGCUGGAGCAGGGCUCUACUACGAGGACUUUAGCUAGUCGGUUCCAAAGCAGCACGAGGCGAGCAGGACGGUCCAGCAGCCGUGGUGAGAUGCUGAGCUAGAGGAGGCAGAACGCGAAGAUUUGGAGAGCGUUCCCACAGACGGACACCACCGCACUCUUUUAUGGCCCGUGAGCAGAUAGCAGUCCUGAUGCAGUCUGAGACCCUGAGACCCGUGUGGGCGUGAGAGCUGGCUCCAGGGGGCCCGAUGGCGGCGGCGAAGGAGGAGGAUCCCCACUUGGGCUCCGGCCCCGACCCGGAGGUGUCUGAGGUGUCCUUGUCUGGGGACAGCGGGGACUCGGGGAGCGUCCUGUCAGAGGACUCCAUCCUGCCAGACUACGAGCGCGAGGAGCAGAAUGGAGGCCCCAUCAACACCCUGUACCAGGCCUGUUCUAGGAACGCAGCUGCGUCCCUGCGCAGGAUACUGGAGAGGGGAGUCACGCGCGAAGAGGUCAUGGAACUGGACAUCAACGGCAGGAAUGGCCUGAUGCUGGCUGUCUCUAAAGGCUUUGUGGACAUUGUGAGUGGACUACACACAUGUCCCUUUGUUGACAUCAACCAUCAGGACAAUGAUGGCUACACAGCUCUCAUGAUCGCAGCGCAAGCAGGCUUUGUGAACAUUCAGAACUACAUCCUAAACUACUACUCUGGAGUGGACCUGGAGCUGACGGACACCCGCGGCUUCACCGCACUCAUCAAGGCUGCUAUGCAGGGCAACAAUGACUGUGUGGCUUCCUUGCUGAUGGCGGGUGCAGACAUAAAUGCAGUGGAUGUCAGGCGAGGGAAGGACGCCCGAGACUGGGCCCUUAAAACUGGCCGCUUCGAGACCUUGAGCCGCAUCCGGCGGCUAAACGCCAGGCCCUGCGCUGAGCAGUUCUGCGAGAGCUUCGUACCCGAGUGGCCGGACCUCAAGGACCUGGUGGCAAAGGCCACGGCCACCAAGAGUGCUGGCCAGAAGGUGGCCCACCGGCUCAAGUCCACCUUCAGCUUCAGCUUCCCCCAGGACCCUCAGGACAAUGGCGUGCUGGACCACAUGGUGCGCAUCACCACGAGCAUCCACAGCCCCCUGGUGGCUACGGGCUGCCGGCCACUCUGUCCCACCAGCCCGCCCCAGAUCGGCAAGCGGCGCAUGGCUGUGCCUGAGCUGAUGGAGAAGCACCCGGGCCGCGAGCUUGAGGAGCGCAGCGUGCGCCACAGCAACGGCUCCGUGUCCUCGGCCUCGCCGUCCGUGGCCUCCACCUCGUCCGUCUCCCUGGCGUCCUGCUGCUCGGACGCCGACCACCGCGGCAGCAUCAUCUCCAACGGCGUCAACAAGUUCAUUCCGCGGAGCAUGAGCCGCCGGAACAGCGUGUUCCCCGCCGGCUGCAUCCCCCAGAUCAAGGUCACCAAGUCGAGCGAUCCCACCCCCAAGAAGGAGAAGAAGAGGAAGAGGUCCAAGAACCCAGGCCACCUGGAGCCGCCCAUCUGGAAGUACAAAGAGGCCAAGGAGGAGAGGAAGAAGGAGAAGAAGAGACUGGAGAAGGAGAAGGGGGACAAGGACAAGACGAAGAAGAAAAAGUAAAUGGACAUCGGUCAGAGACUUCAGCCGUGGUGUUGAGUGUGUGCUCAUAGUCCCCACGGGCAUUUGAAUCAACACUUCCACACCAGCACACAGGGUUGGCAUCAGGGUUGAUUGACUGUGUCCAUGAUGUAUGGUCUCUGACAGCCAUGCUUACAGCCCUGCACUUACAUGUCCACUAUUACGUGGAUAUUGACUUUCAAGUGCACUGAUGCUGACUUUGUGACACUUAGUCUUCCUGUAUGGUUUUUGAGAGCAUCAGUAAGUGUUGGUAAAUAAUGUCCACUGAUCUGAAACUUAUGAGCCCAUUUCCAAAGAAUUUUGUAAAUUCUUCUUACAUGGGCCUGUGUUGACCUUAUGCAGAUAAAUUAUGUGAUGUACAGUAUGUACAGUAACUAUGAAGUUGAAAUGAAGCUCCUUGCUCCCUUUGAGCCAAAGACAACUUGCUAGUCAUAAGUUUCUACUGUACAUAUAUUUUAGGCAAAGAAAGUGUCAGGAUUCCCAUACUAACUGUCCACUCUGUUCACCAAGCUAGCAAUAGGAGGCUUUUGCCAACUGUUGAUUGUGGAUUAACAGUGGCUACCAUAUGGUCUCUACUAAUCACCCUUGGCUGUGUAGCACGUUUCUGUGAAUGGAAUGAUGUGAAACACAUUACAGUUGUAAUUUUCAUGUCUGUGGACUUCUGAAGAGACUUUUGUUUAUUUGUUUUCUCUCUCUAAUGCCCAUCUGGGGUUUACGUUUCAACUGUAUGGGAAAAUGAUUUCCCUUCUUUGCCAUCGAAAGGACUUUUUAGAUGAGUGCUUUAAUUUCAAUCGAAGGAUUUACACCAUCUUUGUAUACUACCGAAGGGAUAAUAAUGGUGUACCGCACCAGACUAAGUCACACUGACAUAGUUGUUUCACAGUGCAUAGGUACUUAAUGCAUGUAACCCUUUAUGCAAUGACUUUCAACUAUGCCUCUUCAAAGUGCUGCACUAUGCCCAGAAUUGCAAGAACAAAUAUUAGUUCAUCUGAAAUGAUACUUGAGCCAAACUGUGACAAUUGUAUUUACCUCUGUACAGUAUAUUACUUAUAUUACAGUUAUUUAGUCUACAGUUACAGAGUAGCAUCUUGCACUUGAACAUAAAAUCUGAAGUACAUUGGGUUAAAUAAAAAUGAA
Messenger RNA from Alosa alosa (allis shad), 2876 nucleotides. RefSeq names its product ankyrin repeat domain 33Aa (gene ankrd33aa). Gene Ontology annotation, molecular function: protein binding. The record is from RefSeq and is a predicted model, not a curated record. NCBI's taxonomy places the organism in Eukaryota, Metazoa, Chordata, Actinopteri, Clupeiformes, Clupeidae. Bases 369 to 1721 code for a protein of 450 amino acids. The transcript is spliced from 5 exons.